AUGGUCAGGACCAGGUCGAGGGCUACUAGCCCUGGCCGUCAGGGAAGCAGAGGCGCUUCAAGUGAUCCCCAGCGUGAUCGCCAAUCUGCACCAGUCAUGCAGACGUCAUCCGUUCAGAAUAUGCAAUCCAUGGCGGCUGCAAUGGCGGAAUUGACUCGCCAAAACCAGGAGUUAAGGAUGGAGAUCAGUCAGAGAAGACAGACACGUGAGGAACACGCAGGACAGACACAAGGCCAUGGUGACAAAGAGAAUACUGAGGUUGGAAGCCAGUUUAGAGGCACCACUUCACGGGUAGUGCCACACUUGAAAGAGGAGAUGGACCAAAUGAAGAAAGUCAUGGAGGAGAUGAAGGAGAACAUGAGGAGAACUAAUCCUAUAGAGGAUUUGGUCCACAGAACAGAUUCUCCUUUUACGGCUUCCAUCAAUGGCCACCCCUUACCAUCAAAGUUCAAACUGCCUUCCCUGGACUCGUAUGAUGGGACGCGUGACCCCUUUGAUCACAUUGCAACAUUCAAGACGACAAUGCACCUCCAAGGGGUCCCUGAUGAAAUCAUGUGUCGAGCCUUCCCUACUACCCUUAAAGGCCCGGCACGAGUUUGGUUCAGUAAAAUCCCCCCAAGUUCCGUAAGUUCUUUCGAAGAGUUAAGCAAAUUGUUUGUUAACAAUUUCAUCGGGGGACAGAGGCACAAGCGCUCUUCGUCCAGCUUACUGACCAUAGAACAAGGGGAGAACGAAAGCCUGCGGUCAUUCAUCACUCGCUUCAACAGGGAAGCCCUUGUGGACGAGGUGGACGACAAGCUUCUACUGGCAGCCUUCCACAAUGGGAUUAAUUCGGAUUUAUUUAUCCACAAGCUAUACGAGAAGGAGCCGCAAACCAUGGCCGAGCUCGUGCUCAUGCAAAUCAAAGACGAUCCUUCUUUAAAAUGGCCAGAGAAGAUGAAAGGGGAUCCCAACAAGCGCAAUAAGAACAAAUAUUGUCGCUUUCACAGGGACCAUGGGCAUGACACGGAUGAGUGUUAUGACCUAAAACAGCAAAUUGAGAACCUUAUCAGGCAAGGAAAGUUGAAGCACUUUGUUGGAAGGGAUCGUACAGAUGAGAAGCUGAAAGGCAAAAUGGAGGAAUCAUCCCGGCCCCCACUUGGAGAGAUAAGGAUUAUCGUUGGAGGGAACCUGAUGGGGCGAUCUUCCAAGUCGAAGAAGACGUAUCUCAAAGCGGUACAAAAUGUCCAGCUCUCUGGACGACCACCAAGGACGAGAUUAAUGGACGAGCCAACCAUUUCCUUCACCGAUGAAGAUGCUGAGAGGAUCCAUCACCCGCAUGACGAUGCGAUCGUUAUUACACUGCUCAUUGCAGAUUAUACAACCAGAAGAGUGUUAGUUGAUAAUGGAAGUUCAGCAGACAUAUUGUACUACCCCGCCUUCCAACAGAUGAGGCUUGGACGAGAUCAACUUCGUCCAGUAUGCUCACCGCUGAUAGGAUUUGGAGGAAUGAAGGUGCAGCCCGUGGGUACCAUUACAUUACCAGUGGUGGUAGGGUCAUACCCGCAACAGAUAACCAGGGAAGUCAAUUUCCUUGUGGUAGACUGUACUUCUUCAUACAAUGCCAUCAUCGGAAGACCCACUCUUAAUAGUUGGAAGGCGAUAACCUCAACCUACCAUCUAUCAGUCAAAUUCCCUACGGAGUACGGGAUAGGACAAGCACAAGGAGAUCAGUUGGCAGCUAGAGAAUGCUACUUAGCCAUGAUGGCUUUGGACGAACAGAUGCAGACAAUGAGCAUCGAGGAGAGAAAGUUAUUGCAGAGCCCACGGAAGUGUUGGAAGAUGUUCUUUUGCAAGAAGAUGAUCCUGAGAAAUUUACCAGAAUUGGAACAGCCUAUCCGUCAGAAGAAGAGGGUAUUCGCUCCCGAGAGGGACAAGGCAAUCAAGGAAGAAGUUCAAAAACUGACCACGGCAAAGUUCAUUAAGGAAGUCUAUUACCCGGAUUGGUUAGCCAAUGUGGUGAUGGAUAGUUAUCCUCUGCCGCGCAUUGAUCAAUUGGUGGACUCUACUGCUGGCCAUCAGUUGCUGAGCUUCAUGGAUGCCUUCUCAGGAUAUAAUCAGAUCAAGAUGGAUGAAGUCGAUCAGGAAAAAACUUCCUUCAUUACCAGCCAAGGCUUGUUUUGCUACAAAGUGAUGCCCUUCGGCUUGAAGAACGCAGGGGCAACUUAUCAAAGGUUAGUGAAUCAUAUGUUUCGUACACAAAUAGGACGGAAUGUGGAGGUUUAUGUCGACGACAUGCUUGUGAAGAGCAUAGACGAGGGAAGCCAUCUAGACGACCUACAGGAAACCUUUGAAACACUUCGGCGAUAUAAGAUGAAGUUGAACCCAAGCAAGUGUGCAUUCGGAGUAUCGUCGGGAAAGUUUCUGGGGUUCAUGGUCUCGCAAAGAGGAAUUGAGGCAAAUCCGGACAAGAUCCAGGCUAUAUUGAACAUGGAGCCACCGAAGAAUAUUAAGGAAGUCCAAUCCCUCACAGGACGAGUUGCUGCUUUGAACAAGUUUGUUUCGAAAGCCACAGAUAAGUGUUUACCUUUCUUUAAAGUCCUCAGGAAGGCAUUUGAGUGGACGGACGAAUGCCAAAGGGCCUUCCAAGACCUGAAGGACUAUCUCACAACUGCCCCAUUAUUAAGUCCAUCCGUGCAAGGAGAAGAACUAUACUUAUACUUAGCGGUGUCCCCACACGCCGUAAGUUCAGCUUUAAUCAGAGAAGAGGGAAAAAUACAAAAACCGGUGUACUACACUAGCCGGGCACUCAGAGGAGCAGAGGGAAGAUAUCCGCUCAUGGAGAAAUUGGCUUUUGCACUGAUAACGGCUUCUAGGAAGUUGAGACAUUACUUCCAAGUUCAUGUCAUCAAUGUCAUGACGGACCAUCCGCUUAAGAAGGCAAUGAACAAGCUGGAAGCCGCAGGACGACUGAUUCAAUGGGCAGUUGAACUUAGCGAAUUCGACAUUCGGUACCAACCGAGAAAUGCAAUAAAGGCUCAAGCCCUAGCAGAUUUCAUCGCAGAGUUCACUCCAAGUUACGAAGACCUGGGGGAAGGAGAGUACAACAAAUGGGUCGUCCAUGUAGAUGGAUCAUCUACAUUAUAUGCUGGAGGAAUAGGAGUUGUUUUGCAGUCGCCGGAAGGGGACAAAUUGAAAUACAGGGCCCGUCUGCAAUACCAGACUACUAACAAUGAAGUGGAGUAUGAAGCCCUUUUGAAGGGGUUGGAACUGGCCAAAUCUGUAGAAGCAGACUCAAUACUUGUCAUGGGAGACUCUCAACUGGUCAUAGGCCAAGUCAAUGGAACAUGUGAAGCCAAGGAAGACAGAAUGAAGAAAUACCUAAGGAAGGUAGUACGCCUUGUGAAGAAAUUCAAAAAAGCAGAUUUUGUUCAAGUCCCAAGGGAAGAGAAUGUGGAGGCAGAUACUCUGGCGAAGGAAGCAUCUGCGAAUGAGGCGUUGGACGAUAUAGAUGGUGUAUACUACAUGCCAAGUAUAGACCUUCCAGAACUGAUGCAGAUAGAGGGAGAAGGAAAUUGGAUGACCCCAAUAGUGUCCUACUUAAAGGACGGAAGGCUUCCAGAAGAGAAGGACGAAGCUAGGAAGCUCAGGGUCAAGUCAGCCAGGUAUGUGCUUAUGGACGAGGUGUUAUACAAGAGAGGUUUUUCCCAACCUCUCUUAAGAUGUUUGGCUCCAGACGAAGCAAAUUACAUGUUGAGGGAGGUUCACAAAGGAGCAUGCGGGAACCAUUCGGGAGCCAGAUCACUCGUCCAUAAAGUCAUCCGUAGCGGAUUCUAUUGGCCAACCAUCCAAGCUGAUGCUAAAGCAUAUGUCAAAGUAUAUGAUCAAUGUCAACACUUCAGCAACAUUCCCAGACAACCAGCAGAAUAUCUCACGCCAAUGAUGGCCCCUUGGCCUUUUGCGCAAUGGGGACUAGACAUUUUGGGGCCCUUUCCGACUGGAACUCGGCAAAUGAAAUUUCUGGUGGUGGGAAUAGAUUACUUCACAAAAUGGGUGGAAGCCGAACCCUUAGCCAAAAUUACGCAGCAGAAUGUCAAGAACUUCGUCUGGAAGAACAUUGGAAUUUUGUGA
This is a messenger RNA of Quercus lobata, 4110 nucleotides long. RefSeq lists its product as uncharacterized. Bases 1 to 4110 code for a protein of 1369 amino acids. Gene Ontology annotation, molecular function: RNA-DNA hybrid ribonuclease activity; nucleic acid binding. NCBI's taxonomy places the organism in Eukaryota, Viridiplantae, Streptophyta, Magnoliopsida, Fagales, Fagaceae. The record is from RefSeq and is a predicted model, not a curated record. The transcript has 5 exons.